GUGGGUUGUACGCCGCCUGAGAGGAUGGCGGUGGCAGCGACGGGCACGGCCGCUUGGACGUGGCUGCUGCGGGCCCCCACCGCCACUGAGCUGCUGCUGGCGGUCCUGUGCUGGCUGGGCUGCUACUGGCUCCUGCGGCGGCCGCGGGUGCCGCCGGGGCUGCCGCCGGGCCCGGCGCCCUGGCCGCUGGUGGGCAACUUCGCCUUCGCCCUGCUGCCGCCGCCGCUGCUGAGGAGGUGGGCGGUGGAAGUGUGGGGCUGCGGCCGGGGCUCCCCCGCCUUCUCCCCCCACGUUUUCCUCACCGGCCUCACCAGGAUGUACGGCAGCGUCUUCCGGCUCUUUGUGGGCAGCCGCCCCUUCAUCGUCCUCAACACCUUCGGGGCGGUGCGGGAGGCGCUGGUGCAGAAGGCGGAGGUGUUCAGCGACCGGCCUUCCGUCCCCAUCGUCCUCAUGAUCACCCGCAAGAAGGGUGUUAUUUUUGCACCUUAUGGCCCUGUCUGGAAGCAACAGAGGAAAUUCUCUCUCUCAACACUGCGUCAUUUUGGAGUAGGAAGACACAGCUUGGAGCCUAAAAUAAUUGAGGAACUGAAAUUUAUAAAGGAUGAAAUGCUGAAGCAUGGAAAGGAUCCAUUUAAUCCCUUUCCGAUCAUUCGCAAUGCCGUGUCCAACGUUAUCUGUUCCAUGGCCUUUGGCAGGCGUUUUAACUAUGAAGAUGUUGAGUUCAAGACGAUGCUGAAGAACAUGGCCCGCGCACUGGAGCUAAGCGUGAACAGCUAUAUGAUCCUGGUCAAUAUCUGCCCUUGGCUGUACUACCUUCCCUUUGGGCCUUUCUGGGAACUUAGGAAAACAGAAUUAGAUAUUACUGCUUUUCUAAAGAAAAUAAUUGCACAGCACAGGGAUACACUGGAUGCAGCAAAUCCCAGGGACUUCAUUGAUAUGUACUUCAUCCAUGUGGAAGAAGAAAAGAACAACAAGGAGAGCAGUUUUAAUGAAGACUACCUAUUUUUUAUCAUUGGUGACCUCUUCAUCGCAGGCACAGACACUACUUCCAACACGUUACUGUGGUGCCUGCUCUACAUGUCUCUCUACCCAGACAUACAAGAGAAGGUUCAUGCAGAAAUUGAAGCAGUUCUAGGACGUGACAAAGUUCCCUCUCUUACCCACAAGGCUCAAAUGCCCUUCACAGAGGCAACCAUUAUGGAAGUGCAGAGGAUGACUGCGGUUGUUCCCCUUUCUAUUCCUCGUAUGGCCUCAGAAACUGCUGUGCUGCAGGGAUAUACUAUUCCUAAGGGUAGUGUGAUCAUACCCAACUUGUGGUCGGUACACAGAGAUCCUAACAUUUGGGAAAAACCAGAUGAAUUUCAACCAUCGAGAUUUCUGGAUGAAAACGGCCAGCUAAUUAAGAAAGAGGCAUUCAUUCCUUUUGGAAUGGGUAAACGUGUGUGCAUGGGAGAGCAGUUGGCAAAAAUGGAGCUGUUCUUAAUUUUUGCAAGUCUAAUGCAAAGUUUUACCUUUUUGUAUCCUGAAAAUGCUGCAAAGCCAUCUAUGGAGGGAAGGUUUGGCCUAACUUUAGCUCCAUGUCCGUUCAAUAUAAUAGCUUUGAAGAAAUGAUAUAACAUCAAAAAAGAAAGAUAAAAGAAAGAAGUACUGCACUUUUAAAAUCCAGCUUUGUUUCCAGCUUACUUUGUUACUUUCUUUCCAGAAAAACACCAGCUGCAUAGGCUUUCAUAGUCAGUGAGAAUGAUCCAUUUGCACUUCUGGAAAGAGAAGAUUUUUUUGUCAGCUGUUGCAUUCCACAAAUGAACUGUCAGCAUAGUUUGCAAUUUGAUAUUAAAACUUGCUGGGCUUAACGCUUCUGUCUAUAAGCUAUUACUGUCAGUUUGUCAAAUAAUAAUUAUGGGAGAAUGGUCCAAAACAUCUGCUAAUACUUUAGCAAAUAGUAAUUGUCAUUUUGGUAAAAGCAGUAAGUAAAGAUUUAAUUUACAAAUGAUUGAAGGACAUCCUCUAGUACCAAAAUGAUUAAUGAAUGAGAGGGUACUAGUGCUUUCUGUGUAAUGAAACAUAACUGAGCUUAAAUAAUGACAAAUACUUUUUGGAAAUCACUAAAUGAUACUUCUUUUAACCUUGGAGGAUUCUAUCUUGCAAGUAACCUAUAGGUGUAGAUUGGAUCGAAUCAGUCUGGAUCCAAACAUUCUUGACUAUCAGGGCUCACUAGAAACAAGCAGGUACCAACUCUAAAAAUCCCAGGCUUGGAGGUCAAGCGAACCAUUGAAUAUACCACGUUCUUUAACGUGAAAGGAAUGUGCAGUGUCUGGAUGCAGAUGUUUUGGUUGAGAAGGCAAAUGAGAGCGGAUUUCUCUAACAAGAAACAGCAGGAGUCUGUUCUCUCUGGUGCCAAGUAGAUAUUCAAGACGACAUCUGUGCUGCCACUUCGCAUUCGCUGUUUUCCCCAUGUCAGCAGUGGCAUCUUGUUCUCUGGCUGCGGUCUGGACAAAACCAACAGCCCGCUCAUUGAGGAAAACUCUUAAGUGCAUAAUCCUGAAGGUGGUGCUUGCACUCACAUUUUUAAUUUACAGGCACUGUGGACAGUACUGCCACAACCUGUUUGGCUUUGAGAACUGGAGUCUUACUUCAAAUACGGCAUCAAUAUGGCACUACAGAUGUAGGUCUUACGCCUUCAGGCAUGGAACAUGAGGAAUCUGACAAACUGGAGGUUUGAGUAUAAAAGGCUUUCUCUAUCUUCCAUAUGGAGCAAAAAGAUCUAUGGUUCAUAGAAUAUUAGUGUAUCAGUACCUUACUCUUUUCACAUGCAAAAAACCCCCUGUCGUUGGGUGUUUCGGAAAAGGGCACUCAAUUUUGCCUUUUAUUUGAAAAAUCUCUCAAAUAUCAAAAGUGAUCUUUUGGAGGACAUAUAACAAUUAACUUUUAAAUAAUUGUUAUUAAUUAUCCUUAAAUGUCUUUAUACGCCUUUUGAUCUAGCAGAAUUUCAUAUCGGAUGAAGUACAUACGUACUCUUCUAAGGAAAUGUUUUUUUCCCCUCGCUGGAGAUCUGGAAAACACUAGCAGCCUCCUAAUGUCAAGUUUACAAGACUGGAAUGUGAAAUUGACUGUAAAGUGGAAGUGGGUAUUCCAUAGCAGAAACUAAGCCUAAAUUGUAAAAGAAGAGUCAACUCUUCAGCUUUAAUCUCUGUUUUUGUCACUUUUAAAAGCCAGGUAAUGCCUAGCAAAGACUGUAAGAUAGUUAUUUUGGAUUUAAAUUAAGGUUUUCUGUUAGCUGUUUUGAAUAACAAAGUGGCUUAAUUUCUGAACAAUAUAUUUGGUUGGUCAGGUAUCCCACUGUUUGCUAAGAACUUCCAGUUCUUACAAAGGCUAACUUUUGAGUUUAUAGGUUAGCCCAUGCUCAUGUUAAAUGUUUUCUUUAUAUGAAAUUUUUGAAAACCCCAUAGCACAAUAAAAAGUUGUUUGGUACUAAUGCUAGUGAACUUGCACUAAAAGCUGACAGUAUUGGAGUAAUAAGCAUUUAUUUCUUUAACUCUGUAUUUUUCCAAUAUAUAUAUAGAUUCUGUACAGUUGGGAUUUUUGUCUGGAAAUUCUUAAAAUGAUAUAUGCUUAAUUGCAAAGCUAAAAUUAAGUGCUGAUAAUAUUUAUCUUUCUGUUGAAAUGCCUCUUUAAGCAACAUAAUGAUGUUGGUGUGCAACUAAUCACUUAUAUAAAAUACCUGUCCUUUUAAUCAAUGAGGACACAUUUGAAAAGCACUUUAGUAUUUUUUAUUUUUUGUACAGAUUCCAAAGAAGACACAAUUCACAUAAUUCCCUAGUAUGUGGAAUUGUACAUACUUGUGCUCGUUUUGCCUGCUGGGUUUAGUUUAAAAUGUCACCUUUGCAAACUGUCCUUCUACAAAAUAGUGCUUUGAGAUGUGGUUUUUGAUGAUACCUAUAAUCAAGCACUGCAUAGCAUGACAAGCUAAAAAUACUGAUGUGAAGGUGCAACUGUGUCAAUGUCUGCCAGAAUGCAAGAUGCUGUUGGAAAUGCCAGUAAAGACCUGCCUUUCAUGCCUUCCAGAUGCACUGAAAUUUUCACAGGAUGCCAUGAAAGUAGCUAAACAAUAGCAUAAAAACAACAAAAUGUUUGUAGAUUUAAAAAUGUGUUGCCAUCUUUAGUAAACUGUAAGUAAAGUGGUAGCAGAUUUGCUUUGUGUUUGUAAAUGUAUCCUUCCCCUCCCUUUUUUAGCAGAGGAAGCAUCUCAAAUGCCUUAUUGAAAAAUAUAUGUUUAUUUAAGUGGAUGGCUAUUUCUGAAUGCUUGAAAAUGUCUUUAUUUCUAAAAAUGACUUCAGACUUUGCUUCAGUGUAAUUUUAUUUUUAAUAAAGUAAUUCCCAAAUAAG
This is a messenger RNA of Grus americana (Whooping crane), 4383 nucleotides long. Its product is annotated as cytochrome P450 2U1. NCBI's taxonomy places the organism in Eukaryota, Metazoa, Chordata, Aves, Gruiformes, Gruidae. Gene Ontology annotation, molecular function: oxidoreductase activity, acting on paired donors, with incorporation or reduction of molecular oxygen, reduced flavin or flavoprotein as one donor, and incorporation of one atom of oxygen; iron ion binding; heme binding. Bases 25 to 1611 code for a protein of 528 amino acids. Gene Ontology annotation, biological process: xenobiotic metabolic process. The transcript has 5 exons. Gene Ontology annotation, cellular component: cytoplasm; intracellular membrane-bounded organelle. The record is from RefSeq and is a predicted model, not a curated record.